Messenger RNA from Mycosarcoma maydis (corn smut), 5268 nucleotides. RefSeq lists its product as uncharacterized. Gene Ontology annotation, molecular function: kynurenine 3-monooxygenase activity; FAD binding; NAD(P)H oxidase H2O2-forming activity. The record is from RefSeq and is a predicted model, not a curated record. NCBI's taxonomy places the organism in Eukaryota, Fungi, Basidiomycota, Ustilaginomycetes, Ustilaginales. The transcript has a single exon. Gene Ontology annotation, cellular component: mitochondrial outer membrane. Gene Ontology annotation, biological process: quinolinate biosynthetic process; NAD+ metabolic process; L-tryptophan catabolic process. The coding region runs from base 1 to 5268 and encodes 1755 amino acids.
AUGUCGACCUCACCGCCCUCCUCAAAUUCCUUUACAGACACCUCCUCUGCUUCGGCUUCCAACUCUGUCCUUGAUCUUCCCGCUGGAGCAACCGAUCGUGUUACUCCCCCUACAUCCUCAAAUGAGCCCAAAGCUUCAUUUGCUCCUCCUCGAUUUGAGCAAUCUCUCGAGACCGCGUCUUGCAAGGUUGCCUCUGUCCCAUUUGCACCGGACGCAUCAAACAAUCAAGCCACGUCUGUCGACACUUCUGGAUUUUCUCAAAAGCAACACCUAGAUGCGAGCUCUCUCAUGCAGCAUUUUAUGAAACCCUCCUCAUCGCUUCCAUCACCCUCAUCUAAUCACAACACCAACGGGACAAAAGAGUCCAUGCAAGGCCCCUUGGCCGACAAACCAAACACCCCCCGGCCCGCCAUUCACAACAAAGUGCUCCAGCUGCCGCCAUCGCCGCCCAGCUCGGUUAGCAGUGCUACAGGCAGCAAACUCGGACAUCCUUCGUCUGGCCUUGACUCGCCUAUUAUUAGCACACCCCCGUCCCACGAUGUACCCCCUACUUCUACACACCAUACUUCUGCAACUCCACCCAAAGUAUCUGCCCAAGCCGCUGCUUCUGCCGCGCCUUCCUCUUCGGUCAAGACGCCUUUCGACUUUGUCAGCCCAUUUGAUCUGCUUUCAACGCCCCAUGACCAUUUCACACCGCAGCCAGCUCCGGCCCAGGUACACCCAGCUUCUUCACUCUCGACCAAACAACAGCUCACGGAUAGUGAUGGCGCUGUAAACACAGCUAUCGUCAGCCUGUAUCAAAAGCUCUCGGCAUUUGCAGCAUCUAAGGCGUUGCCCGCCGACACCAACUUUUCGGCAAUUGUCGCCAAUCUUGCCCCUCUUCUGACGGCCUCCCAAUCCCAACCCCAGGCCUCUGCACAGCCUGAAGCGAGCCAGGCAACCUCGCCCACGCCUCCAACAUCCCGCAAGCUUUCAUCACCCUCAGAUAUGCUCGAGGCCUCCGACAAACAAUUCCACGCCUCACGCCACGCUGCAAUGCUCGAGCAAGAUCAAGCUUUCGAUGAUCCAACGUUCUCCGGUCUCUCUGUUCUGUUGCCUUCCCGCUCGUCCAGCGCCCCCAUCAUCGUUACUCUCGAUCUGGCCGCCAAGCAGCCGGGUGGCCUUUUGAGUUUGAGACACGCCAAGAUCGAGACUGUGGGCAUCGCGCUCCUCCCAUCGCCCUUACGAUUCCCAUCCAGUAUCUCUACUGCCGGUCUUCUUCCAGCUUGUCGCGUGGCCAACUUGACCCACAACGCGGUCUGCUAUAUCAUGUCUAAAGGCAUCAGGAUCGUUGAUGCCAGCACAGGAGUUAGGCAGCUGCUCCGAGCCCCUAACAAAGCCGCGAUCAGGUCGAUUGCCGCUUUUCAGCCCACCGAGAGCGACAGCCUCUUCCUGUUGGCAGCGCUCGUGGAAAGGUCCAAAGAUGACUCGAGCGAUAGCGUCGUCUUCUGGAAGCUAUCCCCCUCCUUUGUUCUGCAUAGCGACGAGACCUCGGAACCUACUUUGCUCGGUUGCAUAACUGCCGAUGCGCCCGAUAGUCCCUUUGAUCACUGCAUCACCUCCAUUGCCUGGCAUCCUCACCAACCAAAGCUGGCGAUCUCUACCAGCGACAACAACGUCAUUGUAUUCGACGUCGCAGGUCGCUUCCUCAACCAUAUUGAUGCAACCUCGUCUUCUAGCGACGUGAGAUCGUGCCCCUUGUCAGCGAUGGACCCGUACACUAAUCGUGUUGCAAAUAAUGGGCCUCUGGCUGCCUUCGCCUUCUCGCCAGACGGUUCAAUGCUGGCUACUGUCUCAGCGCCGCUCCAAGCGGGCUCGUCGUGCACUUUGCGCUUCAAAUCGAUCGAUGGUAGCACUUCCGCCACCGGAGAUCUCGCCUUCUCCAUCGAAUUGCCUCGGCAGGAGCCUCUGGUUAUAAGUCAUCUCUCUUUCAUCAACGGUAUCAGCAACAAAAGCAAGAGCAAAUCCCGCGACAGCGAUGCCCUCGCCAUUCGAGCUGUUCUUAUCGGCUUUCAAAACAACAAGCUUCUUGGUCUCUACGAUCUCUCAUCCGGCUCAUUCAAGCAUCUAUGGCAAUUCCAGGCUCCUCCGCAGGCUUCUGCUGCGGACAAGGACCACUUCAAUCUUGUCCUCUUCGAUUCACAAGCCAGUACGCUCUUGGUUUGUAACAGCUUCCGUUCGUCCAUCUUCGCUAUCUCACUAGACUUCCAGCCGCUCCCAGCAGGUCUCGAACAACGUCUGCUACCCUGGAGCGUUCAGCUCUCUUACCCCAUCAAGGAAUACGCCUUACAGGAGCCAUGUACGUCAGCUACAAUCAGUCUGGGAAGCAUGGAGACCAACAAAGCAUCAAGGCUCUUUGUUGCGUCCACAGAACGCAUCAGCAUCGUUAAGCUUCCCAAACCCCAAGAUCUUGCACCGAAACCCGAGGCUACAGCUGCGACGGAGGCCGCACUGGCCGCUCUCGAAUCAUCGCUGGAAGCUUCUGCUGUGGAGCCACAGGCGGCCCCCAGCAAGUCGAACAAGAAGAAAAACAAGAAAAAGAAGAAAGCAUCUGCCGCUAAGCUAGCGACAGGCGAGACAGCUGCCGACAAGCCACAAGACUCAGAAGAGCCACUUUCAGAGCAUGGCAAACCUGCUGCAAGUAUUAUCGCUGUCAAGCCAGCUUCCGCUUCGACUUCGGAGAGUCAACGAAGUCAAUCUGAGGCUUUAGUCUCCACGCCGAAGCAAACGCCUCCGGCAGCCACAAGCUCGAUUGCUUCCAAUGUUCAGCCAACGCCAAUUCCUACUCAUGUGCAAUCUACGAACGGUGUCACGCUUGCAGCUGACACACUCACCGAUGCUCUCUGCAAGACCAUCACCUUAGCUGUUCACGAUGCAGUCUCAGCCGAAGUCACUUUGGACCUUCAGAAUUCUGUCGAGUUGGCACUGGCAGAUGAAAUGGAGCGUCUCAUGAGCUCGACUGAACUCAAAGACGAGCUCACUCGUUACAUUACACAAUGUAUCCUUCCUGCUGUGCAGCGCACCGCUAUGGAGGUGAUGGGCCGCGUGCUUGCACCUGACUUCGAAGAUGUGAUGAUGCAGGUCGUCGAUCGAGUCGAGCGUGCCAUCGUCUCGGAGAUGACCAACGUCAGGAAAUCGCUCAUUGCGGAACAAACAGCGUCGUUCAAUGAGACGGAGAAGGUGGUCAAGACGAUCCAGACACAGGUGGGCAACGUGCUCGAGCAGCUAGCGCAUAUGCGAGCACAGCCAGCAAACAAGACCCCUGCUGCCGCAGACAAUGAUGCUUCUCGUAUAAUCGUCCAAGCGAACCCAACAGCUGGAAUCAUCACGGCUGAUGAGCUUUCCGAAGUGCAAGACAAACCCUCUGGCCUGUCUCGGAGCGUCAAUGAAACCGCCUCUGCCCAAAUUGCACACAAUGCUAAAGCCAUGAGCGAGACGCGCAAAGACACAGACCGCGCAUCCGCUCAGCUACCUACCAAGUGUCAGCUGCCUGAACGUGUCGCUGUGAUUGGUGCUGGUCCUGUCGGAUGUCUGGCUGCACUUGCGUUUGCUCAGCGUGGCUGCAAGGUCGACAUUUUCGAAUCGCGACCUGACCCACGCACCCACGAAGCCAUCACACGUGCCUCACAGCGCAGUAUCAACCUCGCGCUUUCGACUCGCGGCAUCACGGGCCUGCGCAGUGUCAGCCUCGCUGGACUUGGCGUCGGCACCAACGCUCCCAACGGCAUGGACCUCGCCGAUCUUGUGCUACAGAACUCUGUUCCCAUGAGGGCUAGGAUGAUCCAUGUGGUGACCAGGCAGGCGAGCGCUACCCAGGCGGCAGAGGUCAAAGAAAUUAGCCAAUUGUACAGCACUAAGGGCGAGAGCAUCAACUCGGUGGACCGAGGCAGGUUGAACAACAUCUUGCUCGAACAUGCCUUGAUGCACCGCAAUGUCGAGGUGCACUUCGAACACAAGUUGCAGAGCGUUGACUUUGAUCAUGACAUAAAGUCAGCAGCUAAGCGAGCUGGAACGCCGCCUCCUGCCAUUGAUGCGUCUGCCAACAAGUGGCUUCGAGGUGCAAACGUGACUGGCGGAGAUUCUUGCGCUGACGAGCCGUCUGGUUGUGGCGGGAGGAAGCAAGCUACGACGAAAUCGCAAGGUAGUGAGUACGUAGCGCCAGCUGGUACCUCGGCGGUGGACCGCGUGCGACUCGACUUCGACGUGCACAGCACCAACCAGCACAUUCGCAAGACGUCUAACACGCACUACGCCUCCUUUGUGGUCGGCUGCGACGGAGCGCACUCUUCAAUCCGCUCGGCCAUGGGCAGCCUGAUCCGCAUGCACUACACGCACAACUACAUCGACACUGGCUACAUUGAGCUUUCGAUCCCGCCUCGCACGUCGCUGGGCUCAGGCUCCCGCAUUCGCGGAUCGGGAGGCGUCGAUGGCAAGCGUGGCGGACACGACGCCUUCCACCUUGACGCUAACCACCUUCACAUCUGGCCGCGACACUCGUUCAUGCUGAUCGCACUUCCAAACUUGGACGGCAGCUUCACGUGCACACUGUUUGCACCGUUCAAGAUGUUUGCUUCUGAGCUUUCUACCAAGGAGGGCAUCGUGGCGGUAUUCCAACAACACUUCCCGGACGCGCUUGCGCUGAUCGACGAGGAAAAGCUGGUGAAAUGUCUGACCACUCGGCGAGCGAGUGCAUUGGGAAGCGUGCAAUGCGAUCCGUACCACUACAAGGACCGAGCGGUGCUCAUCGGCGAUGCGGCACAUGCCAUGCUGCCGUUCUACGGUCAGGGACUCAACUGUGGAUUCGAAGACGUGCGCGUCAUGUUUGACAUUAUCGACCAGCACGAAUCGCUCCAAGUCGCGCUUGAUCUGUAUACCAAGGAGCGUCAUCCUGAUUUGGUGGCCAUCUUGCAACUGGCUGAACAGAACUACCGCGAAAUGGCGCAUUCAGUCGUGUCGUGGCCCUACCUUUUGCGCAAGAAGCUCGAUGGACUGCUCAUGUCCAUCUUACCGUCCAGCAUGUGGUCGAGUCUGUACGCCAUGACCACGUUUAGUAACCUGCCCUACUCGCGCGUCGUUAAGACCGAGAAGCGUCAGCAGGCGAUCAUCGGCCAUGCGCUCGUGGCCACUGCGGUAGCGUUUGUGUCCGCCGCUGCCGUCGGCGUCUACUCCACCAGAGCGCUUUGGCAGCCGGUCACCGUUCGCUGCAUCGCGCGUCUGCACAAUUCGUAA